This is a messenger RNA of Trametes versicolor FP-101664 SS1, 1575 nucleotides long. RefSeq lists its product as uncharacterized. The transcript is spliced from 3 exons. Bases 1 to 1575 code for a protein of 524 amino acids. Gene Ontology annotation, molecular function: protein binding. The record is from RefSeq and is a predicted model, not a curated record. Lineage: Eukaryota; Fungi; Basidiomycota; Agaricomycetes; Polyporales; Polyporaceae.
AUGUUGUCCGACGACGGUAUACGAUCAUCGACGGCGGACCACGCCUCCACACUACUCCUUGACGAAAAUCUGCCGAGCCCGUUAUACGGCCUUCCCGGCAUUGGCGUGGAGAUUUCCAAGCCGUUAGUCUCUCCCGUACAAGCGGGAAAGACGGAUGAGCAUGCUCAGCUGCAAACUUUCGAGCUCAAGCUUCUCAGCUUAAGAGCGCUGUGGAAUGCGAAUGUGGCGAUCCACGCACUCCCUGCGGAGGUCCUCCUGGAAGUCUUCAAAUAUUUGCUUGCGCCGCAGUAUCGAUACCUUGGCGCUAGGGGAGGAGACCUAAGACGUCCGUGGGCGCGCCUGAUGGGCGUAUGUCGGCAUUGGUGUGCUCUCAUCCGCAAGGCAGCUGUCUUUUGGACCACCAUCGAGGUAUCUACCAAGACGUCGUGGCUGAAGCUCGCAUUACGACGCUCGGGUAGCGCCCCGAUCCGCGUCACACUCUCUAGCGGUUGCGACAUGGAUAUAACCCUACCGGCUCUUGUGCAACACUCCAGCCACCUAGGCGCGUUGAACAUGUAUACUCCGACCACCCACGCCCUUCAGCCGCUUUUUUCCCGCGUUCUUCCGCUCCUCCGAGCCCUCGACCUGACGAACCAAGUCCCCGACCUUACAAACCAGCUGGAUCCUUCGUUACAGCACGUACACUCUGGAAAGAGCACCGUGUUCAUCAGUCACGACAACUGCCCUCGCCUCGCAAAGCUCAGCCUUACCCGAUUCACAUUCGCGUGGACCUCGCCACUCCUAGCCAAUCUACAAAAUCUGACUCUGCGGGAUUGUCAACUGUCGACCAAGCCCCUCCCGUUCGCGGAGUUCCUGGAUGUUCUCGAGCAUGCCCAAAGACUCCAGGAUCUCCAGCUCGGCCACUUCCUUUCCACCGCGCUGUCAACCCAGACCUCUGUUCCAAACGAACGUCUCGUAACGCUCCCAAAGCUAACCUUCCUUCAAUGCGCCGACGUGCCCGCCCACAUCGCGCGCUUGGUCUCGCACCUCCGCACCCUCUCCGUGUGCGAUUUCGAACUCACAGGGGACAGCGAUCCAAACGACCCCUCUGCGUCUUACGCAUCCUUGCUGCCGCGGGCCGCGGCUACCCAAGCAACCUUCACGUCCCCCGUGUUCUCUAUAAUCCUGGAGGUCGGACACAAGGCGAACGCGGUCGCAUUGGAGCUCGCUUCUGGUGGGACCUGCAGGCUGGAGUUAUUCUCCGCCGGUGCCGUGCAAUGGGAUAGGUGGUUGGAGAGGGGCCUACGGCAGCUGCUGGCACUGUUCCCUUCAGGAGAGGCGCAAAUGACGACCCUCAGCAUCGAAGGCAACCUGAAUUCAGUCUCACUCGACACUUGGGUCUCGACAUUCGACACCUUCCCUAUGCUACAAACCCUGACUCUCGAUGCGCAAGACGUGGACGAGUUCCCGGCCGCCCUCACCGACGCACUAUCCGUCCUGAACUCGAUAUAUAUGGUCAUGAGUGGGGGAAAAGCGCGAUGGAGCACCUCCUCGCAUGCCUUCACGCCCGUGCUGGGGGCGGGGCGCCGAAGCUGA